AUGCCCAUAUGCAUCACAUGCAGUACUCCGGUCAAGGAGCUAUACACUGUUUACAGCAAAGCAGAUGACCGAACUCUGGGUAAAGGUGUGCGCUUGACACAAUGCCCCAACUGCAAACGGUUCGCCGACAAAUAUGUCGAACAUGACUUUGUCGUCCUCUUUAUCGAUCUGGUAUUGAUCAAACCACAGGUCUACCGCCAUCUUUUAUUCAACAGGUUGGGACGCUCCGAUGACAAGUUCGAUCCCAGCAUCUUGCGCCUGGGCACCUUGCUUGUCCUCUUCGACGUCUAUAUCACCUGGGCAAGGAUCGAGAAAUCAAAUGUAACAAAUGGUGGCCUUGCUGUGGGUUCCCGGCUUAGCGAGAUGCCCAUUCUAGCACAGUAUCUUUUCUUUUUGACCAUGAAUGUCCUGGCGACGUUUGCCCAGCACGGCAUUAUUCGGACAAUGGUCCGAAUGCUUGUCUCCCAUCAGGAAAAGAAAGACCAGGCUCUCGUAGAUGCGAAGCCCACAACGGCCUCCUUCUCGACCCCCUAUACUCGCCCGACCAUUGCCCCAAGCCAUGCCAGCUCUAGCGCCAUCAGCACAGCCUUGCUAGUCUCCAGCUGCACCAAGUUAUUUCCCAUCCUGUUGGUCAUCUGGCCGACAGAGACAAAGGAAAGCGACUCAUUCGGUUUUGCAUUUCGCGCGACAAACUAUGUGGGAUGGGCAGUCCUUCUCAACAAUAUCGAAGCACUGCUGAUUUUACUCAACUGCGGGUAUAUGAUUGCGACUGGCUUGGCAAUUUCUGGUUUUGUCGCGAGGUGGAUGGUGGAAGGCUGGUUUUUGAGCUUCAUUGGGUUGGCACGAGAUACUGGUCCUGUAGGAGAUGUCCUGGCCGCGUAUCGCUUUCUGGGAGAAUGGUUGAAAGGGAGCGAAUAG
Fonsecaea nubica is the source of this 918-nucleotide messenger RNA. RefSeq lists its product as hypothetical. Bases 1 to 918 code for a protein of 305 amino acids. Gene Ontology annotation, biological process: sphingolipid metabolic process; regulation of plasma membrane sterol distribution; intracellular sterol transport. The record is from RefSeq and is a predicted model, not a curated record. The transcript has 2 exons. Gene Ontology annotation, cellular component: Golgi apparatus; cortical endoplasmic reticulum. Lineage: Eukaryota; Fungi; Ascomycota; Eurotiomycetes; Chaetothyriales; Herpotrichiellaceae.